Molecule: messenger RNA, 3225 nt
Organism: Thamnophis sirtalis
Lineage: Eukaryota; Metazoa; Chordata; Lepidosauria; Squamata; Natricidae
Source: RefSeq, a predicted model, not a curated record
CCUUUCCGAGGAGCGUGGAGGAGCGAGGAAGUGAGUACACCAUGAAAAGAAGGGGACGAAAGGCGGAGAAAGGCGGAGAGCAGCAAUGACGGAAAGGCAGUAGAGAGAGACGGAGAGGUGGGGGGAAAGAUUGUGUGUGAGUGAGAGAGAGAGAGAGAGCGAAGGCAAGGGAGGAAAGCGUGGACAGAAGCAAAACCGCAGCGAUAUGCAGAAUUUUCGCAGCGCCAUUGGUUCGGCAGCCCGCCGUGAGGCUGGGGCGUGAUUUCAGCACCAAGGGGAACUGGACAGCACCCAAAGGGCUUCUUCCGGCCACCCGGCGUCGACCACAGCAGCAGCGGCGAAGGGCCGGCUUUGCGCGCUCCAGAGAGAGAGAGAGAGAGAGAAAGAGAGGGAGGCAAGGUCAGUCCGAAGCCAAGCCAUGCGCCCGGCCAGCGAUCUUCUCCCACCUCCGUCCCUCCAGCCCUGCCACCCUCCUGCGGAUGCAGCAGCGGCCUCUUCUCCCGCCGAUUCCUAGCGAGACCGUCCCUUAAAGCCCAGCAGCUCGAGGAGAUCGACUUUGCUUCGGUGGGGGUGGGGUGGGGGUUGCUUUGGGGUCGGGGGGACGACGACGACGACGACGAAGAAGGGGGGAAGCCACCGAAGGGGAGUUGAUGAAGCGGGAGGGGGAUUCAACUUUUCUCCUCGUCCUUCUUUUUUUUCCUCUCCUUCUUCUUCUUCUGUUUUCCCCGGGUGUAUCUGGAGACUUUGUGGAUAUGAUCCCUGACUGGAGUCCGGGCUGUUGCAGUAUUUGCGGGGGGAGAGAGAGCUGAAAAAAAAAAGGCGAGCGAACCCGUGCCACUCAACCUCUCCCCCCUCACUGCAUUCCCCUUUCGCCAAGACAACUGUGUAUUUUUUUCUUUUAAAAAAACUUCUAUCUUUUUUCCUUUUUUGCCUCUCCCAUCACCACCACCAAACCUUUCCUCCCCCCCUCCCCCCCCUCUAAUUUUGACGAUGGUUCGGACAUUCCGUGCCUGGAAGAAACUUGACUGGGCUCCAGCUUGAGAAGAAGCCUUUUUUUUUUCGCCUUGUAGUUUUUUUUUUUUUCCCCCUCUGUGCGUUUCAGCUCGGGAAUGACUCGCUGGGUGUAAAAAUGCUGCUUUGGAUCCUCUUGCUGGAGACGUCUCUUUGUUUGGCUGCCGGGAACGUUACGGGGGACGUUUGCAAAGAGAAGAUCUGCUCGUGCCCCGAGAUCGAAGGCGACUUGCACGUCGACUGCGAGAAGAAGGGCUUCACCAGCCUGCAGCGUUUCUCGGCCCCCACGUCCCAGUUCUACCAUUUGUUCCUGCACGGCAAUUCCCUCACGCGCCUUUUCCCCAAUGAGUUCGCUAACUUUUACAAUGCAGUCAGUUUGCACAUGGAAAACAACGGCUUGCACGAAAUUGUGCCGGGAGCUUUCCUGGGGCUGCAGUUGGUGAAGAGGCUGCACAUCAACAACAACAAGCUGAAGUCUUUUCGCAAGCAGACUUUCUUGGGGCUGGAUGAUCUGGAAUACCUCCAGGCUGAUUUUAAUUUAUUGAGGGAUAUUGACCAAGGAGCCUUCCGGGACUUAAACAAGCUGGAGGUGCUGAUUUUGAACGACAAUCUGAUCAGCAUCUUACCUGCCAACGUGUUCCAGUAUGUGCCGAUUACCCAUUUGGAUCUACGAGGUAACCGCCUGAAAACCUUGCCUUACGAGGAUGUUUUGGAACAGAUCCCAGGCAUUGCUGAGAUCCUGCUGGAGGACAACCCUUGGGACUGUACCUGCGAUCUACUCUCCUUGAAAGAAUGGCUGGAGAACAUCCCCAAAAAUGCUUUGAUCGGCCGGGUGAUUUGUGAAGCUCCCACACGUUUGCAGGGGAAGGAUUUAAACGAGACAACCGAACAGGAGUUGUGCAGGAAAACCCGGGUAGAUUCCAGCCUUGCAGCUCCCCCUGCAGAAGAGGAGACUUGUGAUCCUGGCCCCAUUCCCACUCCUUUUAAGAUCCAUGGCAAGGAAGAUGCUGCCACGCCAGGUUCUGCCCCUCAUGGAGGUACCAAGAUCCCAGUCAAUUGGCAAAUCAAAUCCAGACCUACAGUGGCCAGCUCAAUCCACACCAUGAAAGGCAAGUCUUCCAGCAGCACUCCCUGCCCUGCCACCUGCACUUGCCACCAGAUCCCUGGAGGGUUCAAGGUAAACUGCAAUGAUGGCAACAUCAGCAGCCUGGUGGACCUGAAGCCUAAGCCAUCCAACCUCCAUGAACUCUUCCUAAGGGGCAACAAGAUUCACACCAUUCGCAAGUCCCAUUUUGUGGAUUAUCAGAAACUCAACCUAUUGGACUUGGGCAACAACAACAUUGCCACUAUGGAAAACAAUACUUUCAAAAACCUGCUGGAGCUGGUGUGGCUCUACAUGGACAAUAAUUAUUUAGACAUACUCUCUCGAGAGAAGUUCAACGGUUUGCAAAACCUAGAGUACCUAAAUAUGGAAUUUAAUGUCAUCCAACUCAUCCAGCCAGGGACCUUUAAUGCCAUGCCUAAACUGAGAGUACUGAUUUUGAACAACAAUCUUCUGAGGUCUCUGCCAGUUGAUGUUUUUGCUGGAGUCUCCCUCUCUAAGCUCAGCAUCCACAACAAUUACUUCCUUUAUCUGCCGGUGGCAGGAGUGCUGGAUCAGCUCACCUCCAUUACCCAAAUAGAUCUGCAUGACAACCCAUGGGACUGCAAAUGUCCAAUUGUCCCUUUCAAACAAUGGGUGGAGAUGCUGAGGCCAAAGGUGAUGAUGAGUGACUUAAGGUGUGAGACCCCAGAAGAGUUCUUUAAGGAGGACUUUGAAUCUCUGUCCAAUGAGGCCAUUUGCCCUCAGCUCAAAGUCAUGCCCACUUUGACUUCCACCCAUAAGAACAGCACUGGCUUGGCAGAGACUGGGACUCACUCUAAUUCCUACUUGGAGACUAGUAGGGUCUCCAUCUCAGUGCUGGUGCCUGGCCUUUUGUUGGUGUUUGUCACCUCUGCCUUCACCGUGGUUGGCAUGCUCGUCUUCAUCCUGAGGAACCGGAAACGCUCCAAAAGGAGGGAUGCCAACUCUUCUGCCUCAGAGAUCAACUCUUUACAGACAGUAUGUGACUCCUCCUACUGGCACAAUGGACCCUAUAGUACAGAUGGAGCCCACAGAGUGUAUGACUGCGGUUCUCACUCCCUAUCAGACUGAGACUACAAAAUUCAAAGUUU